This is a messenger RNA of Colletotrichum godetiae, 702 nucleotides long. RefSeq lists its product as uncharacterized. Bases 93 to 461 code for a protein of 122 amino acids. The transcript has 2 exons. NCBI's taxonomy places the organism in Eukaryota, Fungi, Ascomycota, Sordariomycetes, Glomerellales, Glomerellaceae. The record is from RefSeq and is a predicted model, not a curated record.
UAAUCCGAGAUCCAAAAGAUGCGCACAGGGAAAGACGACGUGCAAAGGACCAACUACACGCGCCUCCCGUGAUCCAUCCAUAUGGCAACGACAUGCGUCCAUUGCAAGCCAUCUCCCGCUCGUCCCUUUUUGCCCCAACGGCCGCGGUCAUCGUCCUCGCUGGCGCUAGGCUAUCCGGGAAGCCAACUGCUAAGCGCCCUUCACACGACCCUCGAACCGAAUCGACAGAGUCAGCUCGAACUGUCCACGGGGUUGCUCAAGAUGCUAGCCGACCUGCCAGCUGGACACUGUCACCUCCGAAAUCUCUCCAAAAUGCCUCUUCCACCAGCACUAGCAAACAACACUUGGCAGAAGUGGGCCUAGACCCUCGACUUACAUCAUCGCCCGGCGCGGGAAACCAUCAGAUCAAGUUCAGCACCGCCGUCCGCGCCGCACUUCACCACCAGCACCACCGCCAGUGAUCAUUGUGAGCCUGGAAAUGAGCGGUGAGUUGGCGUAUCGCCUUACUUACCAGUCCCCUGUUCAUGGUGUGCCUUACUACAGAGCACCUCCUAAAAUUUCGGCAGUGCACUGGACUUGCGAGCAUGUACUUCUUCACAGAGAUACGGCUACGGACACAGCAUUCAGAGACAAGACAGUAGCGGCUUGUCUCUCCUGUCUGUCGCCUGUCUGCCAGCACACUGACUUUAUCCCCUGCUCUGA